AUGGCAAAAAGACGUGUUAAGAAGCGGACCCAUGUCCCUCCGGGGAAGGCUCAAGCUCCGAGUACUAAGAAUGGAGCUGCUUCAAUGAACAGGUCCCCCAAGAGCAUGGUAAUUCGAAUUGGCGCAGGGCAAAUUGGUUCUAGUAUGAGUCAAUUGGCAAAGGAUGUCCGAUCAAUGAUGGAGCCAGACACCGCAAGCCGUUUGAAGGAGCGAACGAAAAACAAACUAAAAGAUUACACCGUUAUGACCGGCCCUCUAGGAGUUACUCAUUUACUAUUAUUUUCUAAAUCAAGCAAUGGAAAUUCAAAUCUUCGGAUUGCUCUCACACCCCGCGGCCCCACGCUAAAUUUCAGGAUUGAGAAUUACUCUCUGUGCAAAGAUGUUAUAAAGGCAUUGAAGCGUCCGAGAGGCUUGGGAAAGAGCCACACAACUCCUCCGCUCUUGGUUAUGAACAAUUUUAUGUCUUCAAAAGAGGGGGAAGCCUCGGAAAAGAUUCCAAAGCAUUUAGAGUCCCUGGUCACCACAGUUUUCCAGUCCCUCUUCCCUCCAAUUUCGCCUCAAACAACACCCCUUGCCUCAAUUCGUCGUAUCAUGUUGCUCGACAGAGACUUAUCAUCAAAGACAGGAGAAGACGAAUCUUUUACGGUGAAUCUACGACAUUAUGCGAUCACAACAAAACGAAUCGACUUAUCAAAGAGAAUAAGACGACUUAACCCGAAGGAAUUUCGCGGUAAAGAGAAGGACAAAACCGUUCCAAACCUGGGCAAAUUGAAUGAUGUUGCAGAUUAUUUGCUGAGUGCCGGUGGUGAUGCUGGUUUUACGUCCGCAAGCGAGACAGAAAUUGAAACAGAUGCGGAGGUAGAGGUAUUAGAAUCCGCGACUAGAAAAGUGUUGAACAAAAAGGAGCUUCAGCGAGCCAAAGAAGCUGGGUCCAAAUCAGCUCGCGGCUCCGGAUCAAAUGUUGAGAAAAGAGCAGUGAAGUUAGUUGAACUCGGACCUCGCAUGAAAUUGAAGCUGAUGAAGGUGGAGGAGGGACUCUGCGGUGGAAGAGUUAUGUGGCAUGAUUAUGUGACCAAGUCCAAGGAAGAGGCCCAGAAACUGGAUGCAUCUUGGGAGAAGAAACGCAAAGAAAAGGAGCUCAGGAGGAAGAUACAGAAGGAAAAUGUUGAAAGAAAGAAAGCCCUGAAGGCAAAGGCACCGCGCGAGGGCGAAGAUAAUGAAGAUGAUUCUGAUGAAGUUGAUGAAGAUAAUUGGGACAGCGAUGAUUUCAUCCACGAGGAAGAGGAUGAGGACGAGGAGAUGGGUGAAGCAGAGGAAGAGGAAGCUUAA
This is a messenger RNA of Nannizzia gypsea CBS 118893, 1329 nucleotides long. Its product is annotated as ribosome biogenesis protein SSF1. Gene Ontology annotation, molecular function: rRNA binding. Gene Ontology annotation, biological process: ribosomal large subunit assembly; rRNA processing. The transcript is spliced from 2 exons. The record is from RefSeq and is a predicted model, not a curated record. NCBI's taxonomy places the organism in Eukaryota, Fungi, Ascomycota, Eurotiomycetes, Onygenales, Arthrodermataceae. The coding region runs from base 1 to 1329 and encodes 442 amino acids. Gene Ontology annotation, cellular component: preribosome, large subunit precursor.